UCCCCCCUCUCUCUCUAAGUUUCAAACGCCCACUCUCUCUCUAGAUGGGUUCGGUGCAGCUCCACUAUGCUUCCCCCACUUUCUCUCUCCUCACCCAACCACCCAUAUUCCCAACUUCCAGAAAACCUCUCUCUCUAAAACCCCACAUCAGAAAACCCAUUCAAUUCUCCUCAUCCACUUCCAGCAACGAAAUCUCACUAGCAAAAUGUGAUUUACUGGGAUUAAUCUCAGACCAAGAGAGAGGAAUCAAAACAGAGGGAAAUGUUUCAAAGAGAUCAGAAAUCAUCAGAGCAAUUGAAGCAUUGGGUUUUCAUGGACGAAACAUGGUUACCACAAAUGAUUCUCUCUCUGAUACAUGGCGCAUGCUGUGGACUACAGAGAAAGAGCAAUUGUUCAUUAUACGCUAUGCUUAUCUCUUUGGAACAAAGGCUGGAGAUGUGUUGCAAGUGAUAGAUUUGGAGAAUUCAUUUCUCAACAAUGUCAUUACAUUUCCACCUUCUGGGGUGUUCUUUGUAAGGUCGGAUCUCAAGGUUGCUUCUCCUCAGAGAGUGAAUUUCAGAUUUACGGGUGCAGUUCUGCGAGGUGCUAAUUGGGAAUUCCCUUUGCCACCUUUUGGACAAGGGUGGUUUGAAUCCAUUUAUUUGGAUGAUGAUAUUCGAGUUGUAAAGGAUAUCCGUGGAGAUUACUUAGUUGUUGAUCGUGCUCCCUAUAACUGGAAAGAAUGAAAAUGUUUAUAAAGGUAUUGUAGUAACUAUUAUGGUGAACCAGAGGCAUCAGGAGUUUGCGACUGGUGCCUAAGUGAAGAGAGAGGCAGAGAUUACAAGUUGCAUUGCCGGAAAAUGGCCAGGAAAGAAGCCAGAAUAUCUGUUUCUGGCCAUGAGGUGAAGCAAGAGGAUGAGUAUGCACAUGAUAAGAAGAAGAAUGGGGGGGCAAUGUCUUCUACAAGGUCCAACAAUCGUCGAUACAAGCUUCUCAAGGAUGUCCUUUGUUGAUCUUGACAAGAUUAUCCAUGUAACCAGGUCUUAGCCACCUUUCAUACC
Molecule: messenger RNA, 1040 nt
Organism: Amborella trichopoda
Lineage: Eukaryota; Viridiplantae; Streptophyta; Magnoliopsida; Amborellales; Amborellaceae
Source: RefSeq, a predicted model, not a curated record